AUGGUGAACAUGCUCAAGCGGAUGCGAAAGCUGCAAUCUCUCGUCAACAUCCGCGUCGGUACCGGUGCCGCCACCUUCCCGACCGCUUCAUCCGCAAACAAAGAAUUCCCAGCCAUCACCCGUCUCCAUCUCACAUACGCCCGCAAGAUCUACGGCGGCCACCAAGGUGCACGGCAUUUCUGGCGCAACUGCCUCCCUCGACUGAAGUACCACAACCCGGCUAUCCCGAUGACCGUGAGACGGACCGACGAGCAGGACGGACCGGCCGCUUUGACGAUAUACUUCGCCGAACAGGCCAGCAACGCCGCAUCAUUGGCGGCGUCUCAGAUCAACGACAAACACGCCCCCGCGCCUUCGGAGACGGAAAAGUCGGCGAUUCUGGAUGUCAAGAACCUCGACUACCAGCAGAUCUGGAAGAAGGUGCAGAUGAUGACCGGGGCGCAGGAGAUUGCCGCGACCGCGGAGGAAGAGGCCGAGGUGCGGAAGUUUGAGCAGUGGCGUCAGCAGUCGGAUAAAGACCGUGUGCGUAUGGCUGGCCUUCGACAGGCGAAGAAGGACCAAGAGCGCAUGCUCCAAGAAGCUAGGGGAGAGGUUGAGAGGCUGAAGCAGCUGUAA
This is a messenger RNA of Aspergillus melleus, 615 nucleotides long. RefSeq names its product mitochondrial 54S ribosomal protein mL61. The record is from RefSeq and is a predicted model, not a curated record. NCBI's taxonomy places the organism in Eukaryota, Fungi, Ascomycota, Eurotiomycetes, Eurotiales, Aspergillaceae. Gene Ontology annotation, molecular function: structural constituent of ribosome. The coding region runs from base 1 to 615 and encodes 204 amino acids. The transcript is spliced from 2 exons. Gene Ontology annotation, cellular component: mitochondrion.